CAAAUUCAAAACUGCAAAGUCAAGCCCAAUGAAAUGACUCGGCCCAUUAGCACACGCCGGUCAUCAAAGUCUUUAAGAGGAUAGUUAAACGGUGCCGUUUGCUCCAUUUAUAUUCAGUAUCGCCUUUCCCUGCCAAUUUUCACCGCCAAAAAAAUCAUUUCCCCAUCUUUCCCUCCAUCGCUUCCAUGGAGAUCGAAGGCGACGACGGCUCCAAAACCGAGCUCCACCGCGGCUCCGCCACCGUCCUCGGCAGAGGCAACGGUUUCGAAACCGACGACAGAACCGUCUCCCGCCGCCACAUUGAGUUCCGACUCGACGGGGCCAACAGAGGAGGAGAAUACCCCGCGCCCGCAGGAGGUAACCACUCCCAGCCGCUGCCUAGGGUUUCGUUUCUUGUCCUCGGGAAGAACCCUGUCUGUGUGCGAACUGACGGAGAGGAAAAGCUCUUCAAGAAGUCCGAUAGGGGCCAGCUCGUAGCCGGCGAUUGCUUCUGUAUUUCGACCCAACCCCCCGUUUGGUUCAGAUUGAGAACCGUCGGCCGUGCAGAGGCGAGGGACAUAGAAAGCGACGCCGGGUACGGAAAUGAAACUGAGAAGGAAUCGGAAGAUGAAGAAAACUUCGACAUUUCUCUGGUAGAUCCUGUUAAAGAGUUUGGGUUUUUGGUGAUUGGGCGGGAAUUCGAGAGGUACCCUAAGGGGAGGGUUAGAAAUGCCAAGGAGUGGGAUUGGUUCUUGGAUGAGACAGAGGGAGUGAGCGAGGAUGAGAAUGAAGGUGGUCGCAGAGGAAGGAGGAAGAAGAAGAAGAAGAAUGGAAUGGAUGAUGAAUGGAGAGGAGAGAGCGAGGAUGAAGAGAAGGAGAUUGGCGCGGAGACAACAACGAACAGAAGAAAGAAGGAUGGAGGAGGUGGGAAAUACACUACAAGGUCACAGGACAAGAAGAGGAAGAAGGAGAGUGACGGGGAAGAGAAGCAGGUAGGAGGAGGGAAGAAGAAGAAGAUUAGUGAGGUGGAUGAAGAGAAAGAAGAAGAUGAAGAUGAUGAGACAUUGGGAGGAUUCAUUGUCGACGAGGAAGAAUUGGAUGAUGAAGAAGAAGAAGAAGAAGAGGAGUUUAUGGAUGAUGAUGAGGAGGAGGAUGAGGAGGAGUAACAUAGCACAAAGGUCUUGAUGAUAGAGGAAAAUGGGAAGAACUUUUCACGAAAGGGGCUUCUAGUUUAUACAUAUCAAUGUAGCAUUGUAAUCAUAUGAACAGUAGCGUCUUUCAUCUUUUGAAUGAUGUUUGAUAGUGUUGUUGAUAGAAAAAUGUAUGAGUUUGAUAGAGUAGUCACUGGUGAGAAGCAAAAUUUCUAUCUCAGGCAUCGACUCCAGAAAUCAGAAGGACAAACCAACUUCUGCAGGCCAGCCUAUCGAGCUACUAACCCCCAUACUUGGUCUCUUCUUGAUGUCAGAAGAUCUUUCACCGUUUACUCUGCCAGAACCCAGUCUAAACAAUCCGAGUACCGAUCUCUGGUCCGAUCUGUCUUCCGCAUUCAACCACCUUACAGCUAGCUCAUUCAGGCCAUGAAAAGGGGAACCCACAUUCUUUAAUUAGGGUUGCUACCAUCAAAUAACAUCAAGAGAGCUAG
Messenger RNA from Linum trigynum, 1621 nucleotides. NCBI's taxonomy places the organism in Eukaryota, Viridiplantae, Streptophyta, Magnoliopsida, Malpighiales, Linaceae. The record is from the annotation of a GenBank genome assembly.